Molecule: messenger RNA, 6574 nt
Organism: Manis javanica (Malayan pangolin)
Lineage: Eukaryota; Metazoa; Chordata; Mammalia; Pholidota; Manidae
Source: RefSeq, a predicted model, not a curated record
GAACCGCGGCCCCGGGACUGACGGGCGGCCGAGGGGAAUCCAGGCGGCGCGGGCAGGUGCCUGCAGUUCCAAGUCGCGGCGGAACAGGCUCGCGUUGGCGGGUGCCGGUGGCCCCGUGGCCCCGAAAGUCCAGCCGCCACGCGAUGGUGCCUCGACCCCACCUUCCCCUGCGAGUCCUGUUACACUUGGGCCGCCUCCUCGCGUACGUCCUCUCCGUGCGCCGCACGCACCACACACCUGCUAGGAAAACGCCGCCCGACCUUUCCAGUGGCGCCAAGCAGGUGGCGCAAGAACAGACACGGGGAAAGCGGCGGGCUAUGGGCUCGAGUUCCACACGCGCCCCAGCCUCUCCUCGCUGCCGCCUCCCGGCCCUCUCCGCCCCUUCUGGAGCUCGGGCGCGGGUUCCGACUUCCGCACCGACGCAUCCGCUUCCCCACGGCCGCCACGGAUACAGACACGUGAGCGCGACAACCGUAAAGCGCCGCGACGUCGUGCUUUUGUCUUUUUGUUUGGUUUCGUUUCCUGAUUUUGUUUCGCUAGCCAUACUUCCCAUUGCCUCCAGCUGUUGCACCGAGGUUUCGCAUCAUAUUUCCCGGAGGCUUCUGGAAAGAGUGAACAUAUGUCGCAUUCAGAAAGCUGAUGGGGAUUGUGACUUGGCUGCUGUUAUCCUUCAUGUCAAGCACAGAAGAAUCUGUGUCAGCCCGCACAAUCAUGUUAUGAAGCGGUGGAUGAAAGAACAAGCAGCCAAGAAAAAUGCUAAAGGCAGCAUUUGCCACAAGAGGCAACACCACGGCAAGGGGAGCAGUAAAGGGGCACAGCAGGAGAAGCAGAAAGUACACGGCCAUAAAACUCCCUAUUAGCGGGGUUACAAGUGAAUCCACACAGAUGAUUCCUGAGGUGAACGCGGCCACGGCUGGUCAUACACUGAUCACGUGAAUGUUCCUUACUAGGAGCCAUCAGUGCAAAACAAAAUAUGUGUAUUUUAAGAAAACAAGUGCACAGUAUGCAAAUGUAGGCUGUACUAUACUCAACAAUGAAAAGAUAGUAUGUAUCUUUAUAUAAUAUUUCAAGAGAAGUAUACAGAUACAUUCUUCCAAUUUUUUUAUUAUGAAGUUUUACAAAGCUACAGAGAAGUUGAAAGAAUAAUACAAUGAAACCUGUAUACCUUUCACCUAGAUUAGUAAUUAUUAAUAUUUUGCCACACUCAAUUCCUCUCUUCUUUGUGUAUAUAUAAAACAUUAUAUAUACAUAUAUAAAUAAUUUUUUGCUAAACCAUUUGAAAAUAAGUUGUGAACAUCAUGCUACUUAACUCCUAAAUCUUUUUUAGUGUUACAACUUAGCAUCCCUCAAGAAUAAAGACAUUUUCUACAUAAUCCCAUUAUCAGCUUUAUAUCUAACAAAAAUUCCAUCAUAUUUAAUAUAUAUAUAUUUAUACACACACACACAUACGUAUGUAUGUAUGCCACAUUUAAAUUCUCCCAACUAUUUGCAGAGCAUUUUAUAUAGGUUUUUAUUUCAGUUAGGCUUCAAUUGAUUGUUCUAGUUCUUUAGUAUCUUUUAAUCUAAGAAAGCCCCUCUGCUUUUUUUUCUUUUCUUUCUUUCUAUGGUAUAUACUUUUUGAAAAAGUUUAGGGCCAGAAUCUGUUCUACAUUCUGGGUUUGUUUUCUCUUGAUCACAUUCAGGUUUAACAUUUUCGGUAAAAAUGCUUUCUAUGUGAGUUUGUGUAUUUCUUACUGCAUGCAUUGAGUUCAUGAACAUUGAAAUUCAUUUUCGACAGAAAGUUUUAGCUGAAUAUCGCUUUAAAACAUCUAGUGUAACUACUAUUGUUUGCAUUGAUAAAUUCUGAUGAUGAAAAAAUAAUGUCUGCUUUGCUCUGCCAACCACAGUCAUUUCUUGGAGCACUAGGGGGUUGCCCAGGCUUGGGUUGCUUGUGGGAUGAUUUUACACUUUCCUGACCAAAGAAGUCUGCAUCUUUCAACUCCUAAUCCACGUUUCCCACUCCUGUGGGUCGAUUCCCAUGGCAUGGCUCCUCUUUUUGUCUCCUUAUUGUCCCCAGAGUCUCCGAGAUGUAGAGUAAGACUGAGCUUCCAUAGCCAGCCAUCAGAUGGCAGGCACAGGGCCCACUUUGCCAGGUGUCAGGUGUCUUGCACCUCCCUGCUGGUGGGUUCCAAGCAAUGGUGUUGCCAGGAUGACUUGGAGGUAAUAAUGGGGCACACAGAGGAACUGAGCCUGAUGUAGGUUAAAAUAUCACCAAAUAGUUUUUUCCUAAUACUAAUUUAGCAUGUGAUUUAUUUGUUGUCAAAUAUUGAUAUUUCUACUUUAUGGAUGAGGAACUCAGAGGUUCUUAGAGGUAAAAUGACUUGCACAAGGUCAGAGGGAAUGGCAGAGACAAUCCCCUUCCCAGUUCUCAGAUCAGCCCCAGCAGUAGACCCUAGGAGAUAUGGACAUAGGGGUCGGGCAGAGGGAGAGGAGUUCAGAUAAGGGUCUUGGCCCCUGGUGCUUCUCAAAGGGCUGGGAAAUGCCUGGGAAUUCCCAGUUGUCCUGGGAAGUCUGGAAUUAAAACAUGUUACUACUGGCAGUAUUGGUGAUGAUACUGGCAAUAACCAUCUUCAUAGAUUAAAAAUAGGCCCCAACCUGGAUGUACUGAGUUUCACACUCUGCAGUAGAGGAAAUGGCCCACUAUUUAUAGCCUUUGUUUUGAAAAAUCUCCCUCCCCACAUUCUUCUUUUCAACUUAAAGACCUAUUUUGUCCAAAAAUACAGCAUUCUUCCACACAGUCCCAUCAUGCUUUUUAAAUAUACAGGUGAUCCUGAGGAAAACGGUUCUUACGUGUCUUAGUUGGUUUGGGCUGCUCUAACUAAAUACCAGAGACUGGGUGGCUUAUAAACAACAAACAUUUAUUUCUCACAGUUCUGGAGACUGUGUCUGGUGACAGUCCUCUUCUGGGUUGCAGACUGCCAGCUUCUUACGUAGUAGAAAGCACUAGGGGCGCUCUGGAACCUCUGUAUAAAGGAUUAAUCCCAUUCACGAGGGGCCCACCCUCCUGACCUCAGCAUGUCCCCAAGACCCACCUACUAAAAUACCACCACCUUUGGGGAUUAGGAUUUCAACAUAUGAAUUUCAGACCAAACAUUCAGACCAUAGCACUAAAUAUUCUUUUUUAGUCUUAUAGUACUGUCAUCCAGCGUCACCAAAUUACAGGCUCUAAAAGCUGAAAAAAGCAACAUUAAAUAAAAAGGAAUUAAUAAAAUAAUAUGAGAGUAACUUAAAAAUAAGUCAAGUUUUAAAAUUAAUCAUCAUAACCAACAGUUAUGAAAAGAUAAAAUAAAAACAUUGAUUCCUAAUCCUCCCAACCCACAACUUGAAUUAUUUAAUCUUUUGUCUCUCCUUCCAGUCCAAAUCCAUAAUUCUACAUGUUUUCUAUAGUUAUAAUGACAAUAGGCUUAUAUGCUAUAUUUUAAAUUUUUUGCUUUAAUGCAAUGCAAAUAAUUGAAACUUUGUAUGGGAACUGUGUUUAUGGGAGAGCAGCUUCUUAAAGAAAUUACAUUUUAUAGAAUAUCCUUUUUAUCCAUUUUACAAUGCCUAUUAAAACAUUGUGUUGCUAAUAUUGUUAGAGUACUAUGAUUAGAUCAUCAGGUUAACCCCCAAAGUUUUUUUAGAUUACAUUUUUAUUGAAGUACUACAAAGUGUGUAGUAAAAAAAAAAUCAAAAUUACAGCAGUAGUUAAUAGUGAAAAACAUCCUCUUACUGUAUCCUCCUUAUUUUCAAACCUACAUCUUUCAGGCAACCUCUUUUAACCUUUCUAAAAGUUUUGGUUAUUCUGGUGGUAUAAAAGGAGGAAAAAGUUUUCUUUCACCCUCUUAUGUACCCUAACCAGGUCUGAAAUUUAAACUGUCAAGGACAGAGUCAAAGGAGAAAAGUACAAAAUUUAUUGUUUUAUGUGAUACAAGAUCCUUCAUGAGGUAAUGAUGACCAAAGAAAGAGUUAAACCUGAGUAUUUUAUGCUAGGUUUGAUGAAGUAUGGAUCAAACAUUCAGACCAUAGCACUAAAAUGUUGUUACUGGUCAGAACACUGUUUUUUUCCCCAAAAUCGUGUCUUGGAGGCAACGAAGAAUGAAGCCAGCAGACAAGAGUAUGGAGCAACCAGCAAAACUCUUUUAAUGAGUGAAAGAGAAAGCUCCUGCUAAUCAGGAGGGGCUCCAAGGGAGGAUGCUGUCAGGGCUGUGGUUUUGGGGUUUACAUUGCCUCCUGAGAGGAGGAAACCCCCCUUACCCCAUCUACCCCAAUAAAGAACUGAACUAAUGACAUCAUAACUCACUCCUGAUUGGCUGAAAGUAAAAUGCUGCUUUUGCAUAGGGCACAACCAAUCAGAGCAGCUGAGGUCUGUCUAAGUGGCUGAGUUGGUUUUUUUGUGUGGUUUUUUUGAAACUUAAAAGAGUCCUAAACUUUUUCUGCCUGUGUCCUACUAUCAUCUGCCUCAGUGAGGAAUAUGAUAGGUCAGAGAGUAUUAGGUAAGUGUGGUAAACUGGGGGAAACUGAAGAAUACUGAGUCAAGCCUCUUUGUCAGUAUUCUUGGUGUUCCUUUGCCUUCAGAGGUGAGGAUGCUGCUCCUUUCCUGCAGGUGAAGGAAAGAGAGGGCACCUCUUACCUGAGGGUUUUAUGACCUGUUUCAGGGGUCCAGAGUGACCUUCCUGAUUCUGCCUUUUUUUUUCCAAACUCCUUCAGUUUAAAAUAUUCAGUAUGCCAAGGUGUCAUUUUGAGGUUGCAGGUACUGAACCCCAUAAUUUCAACUGAAAUGCUUAAAGUAUCAUUUCUUUGUUUAUCAAUUCUAGGCAAUAUCUAUUGUCUCCUUUUUACUCCUUAUUUCCCUUCCCUUCUGUCUCCUCAUCUUGACAGUUUACCACCAUGAUUUUUCUUUAUCUUUGUAACUGAAUAAUAUACCCACCUUCCAUUCAUUAGUCCAUUAAUUCUGGAAUUAAUACCACAUUGUUCUUUCCUUUUCCUCCUUUUCUUCUAUCUUCCAUCUUGUGCCAUAUCCUUGGAACUUGAGACUUGGCCUCCUACAUCUUCAAAACUAGCAAUGACAUGUUGAAUCCUUCUCAUGUUUUGCAUCUCUGAUUACCUCAUCUCUGACCUCUAGACCCAGACAUAAAGGGCUCCUGUGAUUAAGUCAAUCUCACUUAGAUAAUCUCCCUAUCUUAAGAUCAACUGAUUUGUGACCUUAAUGGAAUCUGCAAAAUACCUUCACUGUAACGCCUAGAUUAGGGUUUGGGAGAAGGUAGGAUAUUUUUGGCCUAAUACUUUUACAUUUACAUGGCUGAAGUUGAUAGCUAUAAUUCUGUACUAUAAUAAUGUUUUUCAUGAUCUUUUUUAAGACAGGGUUUCUCAACCCUGGUAUUACUGACAUCCUGAGCUGGAUAAUUCUUUAUUGUGGAUAUUCUCCUAUACAUCAUAGGUGGGUUAGAAGUAUCUCUGGCCUACAGCCAAGCAUGCCUCCAAAUGUCCCCUGGAAAAGGGGAGCAAAAUUGCUCCUAACUCCAUUUGAGACUCACUGAUGUAGAAUCUAAGGUAGAUUCAAAAGUUGAAAACCAAUGUAGUUGGAGAAAUUCUAAUGUGACCCCCAAAAUUUCCUGCCUUGAUAUUUUCUAGACCUGCACAAAAUUUCCUAUACCUUCCCCCAAACCCUAAUCUAGGUGAUGCAGUACAGGCGUUUUGCAAAUGCCGUUAAGGUCACGAGUAUAUUAUGAUAGGGAGAUUAUCUGAAUGGGACUCACUUAAUCACAGGAGCCCUUUAUGUCUGAGUCUAGAGGUCAGAGACAGGGUAGUUAGAGAGAUACAAAAUAUGAGAAGGUUCAACAUGUCAAGGCUGGUUUUGAAGAUGGAGGAGACCUAGUUCCAAGUCCCAAGGAAUGCAGGUGGCCUCUAGGAGCUGGCAGAGGUCCCCAGCUGGCAGAUUGCAAGGACAUAGGGACCUUAGUCCUACACACACAAGGAACUGAAUUUAGCCAGGAACAAGAAUGAACUUGGAGCAGAUUCUUCUGUGAAGUCUCCAGAGGGAAUGAAGCCUAACCAGUAUCUUGAUUUCAGCCUUGUGAGGCCCUGCAAUAUAAUGAGUCAUAGGAAAUACACAUUUGGUCAUUCAUAUGACCAAAUAUAUAUCUCCCAGGUAUAUUUGGUCUUCACCCACAGUUCCUGAAAACACUGCAGUCUUAAAGGUGAAAUGGGUGUUUUGUCAUGUUAAUGAGAGACUUUUGGACCCCCACCCAAGGGCAGGGGAUGGAGGCUGAAUCAGCCAAUGGCUAGUAAUUUAGUCAGUCAUGACUAUGCAAGGAAGCCCUCACAAAACCCAAGAAGAGCUUAUCGCUCUCGAAUCCUGCUUCUCGUCAGGGAGACUAAGCUUGGGGAACCAGAAUGCUCCUGUGUGCCAUGGAGCCAGGCCCCAGGCUCCACAAGAAUAGAACUCAGUUAUUGGGGACCUUGCCCUAUGUAUCCCUUCAUCUGACUGUUAAUUUGUAUCCUUUAUGGUAUCCUUUAUUAAACUGAUAAACAUUAAAUGUUUUUCUGAGUUCUGUGA